ACACACACACACACACACAUUGGGUUUUUCAGUGAGGAGGAGAGGGACAUAAACUGCUUUUUAUUCAGCAACCAGCUCUGUGAGGAUCUGACAGAGCGUCCAGCAGUCACUCUGUGAACACACUUCUCUCUGACGGAGCUCAACCUCUCCAAUAAUUCACACUUUCACAUCCACAGCAGACUUACUCACUCUCUCUCUGGACUGGGCUUUUUAAACUCCUCGCAGGCUCUGGGCUUUCCUGGUGAUGACCUCAAUCCUGUGGCCUGGCAACACCUACGCUGCAAUGAAAGACCUCUCCUCAUCAUCUUCUCCUCUCACCUCCCUUCUCCAUUACUCUUCCUCCAAGCCCUCUGCUGUGCCCUUCUCCCCUUCGGCAGGUCCCACCUCGUCGCCGGGGGUCUCACUGUCAUCAGCGCCGCUCUCCAAACCACAGCCCUUCUGUCUGCAGACAGGUCCACACCUCAUAGCCAGCAUGCAGCUGCAGAAGCUCAACUCUCACUACCAAAACCUCGCUUCAGGGGUCUCCACGGGCCAUUUGGCACCCUGCGGAGCUCAGAAGAGUUUCAGUGGCUCACCGCUAGCCACAGCCAACCCUCUCCUGGGGCCCUCUGGAGGCCUUGGCACCGGGAGCAUGGGUAUGGGGAUCGGCAUGGCAGGCCAAGGCUCCGCAGCAGGUGGAAUUAUUGACUUUGAUCCCGUGGACGAGGAGGUUCUCAUGUCUCUGGUAGUUGAGCUGGGUUUGGACCGAGCCAACGAACUGCCGGAGCUCUGGCUGGGACAGAACGAGUUUGACUUCAUGUCAGAUGUCCCAGCUGGGUGCUGACAAGGAAAAAAAAUCACAAACAAUUGGAUUCAGUGGAAUUGAUCGACAAAGAGAGAGAAGUCUUUUCUCACUGUUUUGUUUUUGUCUCCCCUCCCUUUCUUGGUUGAUACACCGACGAAAUGAGGAGAGCGUUCAAGAGAUUCGAGGCACAUUCCUGUUUCUGUUUUACUGUCAUAGUAUUAUCUGCAGACAGGAAUUUCUACAAAAGGACAGCUCUCUAGUUUGUUUUGUAACAAGGUUGGUUUUUGUUUAAUCAGUGAGUUUGUUUCACUGUGAUGUUCUCCCUCUACGUUCAGUGUUCGUUUAAGAAAACCCAAAGCACAAGCAGAGUAUGUCCUCUUUUGUCCACCACUGCAUCACUGGGCCCUAAUGAAAACCAGCUGACUGAUGUGAGAGGGGUUCAAAGAGACAUAUGAGCCGAUCUCUUGGAGGCCAAACUAUAAAGACGAGUAAGAUUCAACUGUUGGACCUGGAUCGGUGCAUAAAGAAAAUAAAAAGCAGUGAACCAGGACUUGAUGGGAGAUCACCAAAAAAAAGGGCGACAAACACUAUGCUUCCUGUUUUCCUAAUAGACAAUAUUAAGCCUCCGCUCUCAUGGGAAAGAGACUUCAGCCUCUUUGGCUUCACAAAGAUCGGAUUGUCUGAGAACUAGUUAUCUCUACCUACUUCUCUUUCUUUGUUUUGUUUGGAUUUAGAUCAAGCAGUUGUGUCCUUGUUACUUAAGACAGCAGCUGAUAUCCAUCAGGAGUCUUGGACAAGGAGACCUUCUGUAGUCCCUGUUUUCUGAACAGGGACGUUUUAGGAGCAUGCGACAAUAAUGCCGUAAAAUGUGUCCAAUGAAACAACUGGACCCUUUUGGUCAUUUCUGUGCCAAGCUAAACUAAUGCAAUCUCAAAAUAUUUAUUCUGUGGUCACAAAACCCAAAAUGUUCUAUUCACACACCUUCAGUAUCACAGUUUUUCUUCUUUAUUGCUCUGAUACUAUUGUGAAAACAGUUUUUAGCUCAGACUGACCUUAAUGUCGCUUUCCUCCACGUUUCUGAAGCGGAAGUGAUCUCUGCUUCAUCACCAUGAGGCCUGCAAGCUUGUGUUUGCAUACCUUUCACCCUGACCAAACGAUGUACAGUCAAUCUGUCAUGAUGUCUAGAAUGGGAAAAAUCAAAAUCAAGAUAAAUUGCUUUUUUCCUCAAAUUUUAGCUUUAAUUUGGUGUUAUAUAAAACUGUAACACCUUGCUAGGUUUAAUAGGGUUAAUACUUUAAUUCAGCUUGGUAGCCAGCGGUUGCUUUUUAUUCUGGCAGAAGCAGCUAACAAAAUACACUGUUAUAGAGGAUUGAAACCACUUGCCUGUUGCUGCACAGAUCCCUCAGCCUUGACCCACUGAAACGCUAACCUGGAAGAGCAUCCUUAAAUGGGAUUGCAGUGGAUCUCACUAGUUCCCCGCAAUGCGUGUGAAUGCUCAAACAAAAUGGCAUCUGUUAAAGCAUGCGGUGAACUAACACUCACAGGGUACCAUGGUUUUUCAAACUCAAACUCCCAGAGUUCUCUGUCCUUUUUUUUUUUGUUUUAAAAAUAGAAAUAAAGGAAUUUACAAUGAAUUCAUGUCAGAUAUUUCUGGUCAGAUUUUACAUUUAGAACCUGCAAAACCAGCAGACAGUAAGUAAAAGAUGGAUGGAUGGAUGGAUGGAUGGAUGGAUGGAUUGAUGGAAGGAUGGAUGAUAUUUUUCAGGACUUUUCCAGACUAUGUAAGAACCCUGACCCUCUGUGAUGUUCUGUUUUAGCUUUCUGUUGCAACACAAAACACAAUUUUAUUGCUUUCAUUUAAAGGUGGCCUGAAAGAUUCAGGUUACACAAUCAAAUGUGUGUCUGUGGUAUGACUCAAAGCUACAGACAAAUGCUAAUAGGGGCCUUGGGUUUAUACUACGUAAACCUUUUAUUUACAUGUGAAACAAAGUUUAAUAGUGGUUUUCAUAUUAUCUUGCAGUACACAACUUGAAAUCACAUGAAAGGCCUGUCAUGUGAUUUUAUCACUUAGGAAACACAUAGAUGUGCAGUAAGGCAUAAAUCAGUAUUUAAUCAAGAUACAUGUGACAUGUCAAGCAGAAAGAAAGAUGUUUUUCACUCCCUGGUCUUUUCAUGUUUUCUGCUUACAUCGUGGUCAUGUAUUUAUAUGAUCGUAAAUAAAGUUAAAGCUGCAAUUCUC
Messenger RNA from Girardinichthys multiradiatus, 3023 nucleotides. It is a transcript of the gene cited1, whose product is annotated as Cbp/p300-interacting transactivator, with Glu/Asp-rich carboxy-terminal domain, 1. The transcript has 2 exons. NCBI's taxonomy places the organism in Eukaryota, Metazoa, Chordata, Actinopteri, Cyprinodontiformes, Goodeidae. Bases 245 to 823 code for a protein of 192 amino acids. The record is from RefSeq and is a predicted model, not a curated record. Gene Ontology annotation, cellular component: nucleus. Gene Ontology annotation, biological process: regulation of DNA-templated transcription.